Lingula anatina is the source of this 888-nucleotide messenger RNA. RefSeq names its product arylsulfatase I-like. Gene Ontology annotation, molecular function: sulfuric ester hydrolase activity. The record is from RefSeq and is a predicted model, not a curated record. NCBI's taxonomy places the organism in Eukaryota, Metazoa, Brachiopoda, Lingulata, Lingulida, Lingulidae.
AUGGUGUAUAGAAUUAUACUCGCCGUCAUCUUAAUGGUGUUACAAGUUCAUGGCACCAUGGGAGGCAUAGCAUACGAUCUGGGACUUAGCAGGAAGUUCCCAUUUAUUGGUCCAGUGAAACCACCGAACAUUGUGUUUCUCUUGGCAGACGACUUGGGCUGGAACGACAUCGGUUACCAUAACGACCAGGUGAAGACGCCGACUCUCGAUCGUCUGGCGGCGGAGGGGGUGAAGCUGGAGAAUUACUACGUCCAGAGUUUGUGUUCUCCAAGUAGAGGCCAGUUACUGACCGGGAGAUAUGCGGCAACCACUGGAUUAUCAAAUGUCGUCGUUGGUGGUAUACCGGUGGCGCUGCCACUAAGUGAGACUCUGAUAUCACAGAAACUGAAGGAGAGGGGCUACAGAAGUCAUAUUGUGGGGAAAUGGCACGUGGGCUGUUACGAGAGGGCUUAUCUGCCAACAAACAGAGGCUUUGAUUCAUUUUACGGGAUCCAGCAUGGCAGAUGCGAUUACUACACGCACCAGCGCUGUGAUGUCGUAUUUGGAGUAUGCGGCCUUGACUUUUGGAACAACACCCGUCCUGAUUCCACGAAGAGUGACACCUAUGCUACCGACAUCUAUGUGGAGCAAGCCAUUGAUAUCAUCAACAAACACAACCCCUCCAAUCCAUUGUUUCUUUACAUGGCCUUCCAACUUCCACAUGAGCCACUGCAGGUGCCCGCUGAAUUUGAGGGUCUUUAUGAUAACAUGCCAAAUGGCAAGAGGAAAACGUAUCUAGCAAUGGUGUCUGCUUUGGAUGCAGCAGUUGCAAAUAUCCACCAGGCACUAGAAGACAAUGACAUGUUGGACAACACAGUGAUCGUUUUCUCUUCUGGUAUGUACGCAUAG